Molecule: messenger RNA, 579 nt
Organism: Mycena indigotica
Lineage: Eukaryota; Fungi; Basidiomycota; Agaricomycetes; Agaricales; Mycenaceae
Exons: 2
Coding region: 1-579 (192 amino acids)
Source: RefSeq, a predicted model, not a curated record
AUGCUGUCGACGGACUCGGAUAGAAGCGACGACGAUGAGGAUGACGAGGAAGAUUAUGACGACUUCGACUCGGAUGACUACUCUGACAAAAUGGAAGAUGUCGAGACUCCUCCAAGUCGUGACCAUUUCGACGGGCUGUCAAAUUGUAGUGGCUGCUCAUCGAGAAGCCCGACCCCAGCCUCGCUAGAAAUCGCUGGGGAUCCCGCCCAACUUACGAUAACGGGAAUAACUGGCAGCGAUGACGCACAGCUCUACCAUGCAGUGUUGGACAUGGGCGGUACCAACCAACGGUCGAUUUUGCUGAAGGCCAUUGCACGAACACGAGCAAGUGAUUUAGCUGACAAACUCGCUACAUAUGAACGACUCGAUGCGAGAACGUCAGCAAACAAGUCCCCCAGCCUCGUUCCACAGUGCUUGGGUGCUUUCGAAGACCCGCAUUGUGCCUGGGUGGGAGCUAUACUCGAGCAUUCGGAGAGCUGCCCGCCAUUCGAUGCGUUAUCCCCACCGAGAAAAACGAUGUGUAUAAUGCUCUGCGCCGUCUCCAUAGCCUGGGUGUGCAACCGGCUCUUUUCGCGAUGA